AUGACGUACACUGCCAUUGUUAUGUACCCCAAUGAGGCUGACAUUAAGUUCGACGAGUCAUACUACAUCAAAACCCACAUGCCACUCGCCGAAAGCAUCUGGAAGAGCCACGGCCUGAUCGGCUGGCGCGUCAACAAGUUUCCUACCGCGCUCAAUGGCUCCCCGUCUCAAUAUCUGAUCAUGGCUACCCUUGAGUGGGAGAGCCAAGAGUCCUUGCAGGCUGCUAUGCAGAGCCCUGGCACUGCGAAGGUGUUUGCCGAUGUCCCCAACUUCACCAACAGUCGACUUUUCAAUGCAUGUUAUCAAUGA
Molecule: messenger RNA, 309 nt
Organism: Penicillium digitatum Pd1
Lineage: Eukaryota; Fungi; Ascomycota; Eurotiomycetes; Eurotiales; Aspergillaceae
Source: RefSeq, a predicted model, not a curated record